CUGAACACAACGCCAAUCUCUCUCUCUCUCUCUCUCGAUUGCUAUCUCCAUCCCGAUCUGCAAAACACGGUAAAAGAUCGUAGAUGUCCGGAUUCUGAUCCUGCAUUCUCUUCAAAUCCCAUUGCCUUGGAUUCAUUUCCGCCAUUUCCGUUUUUUCCGAUCUCAAACCGUCUAGAUCCGACCUUAAAAACCAUUUUCUCCGAUCCCAUUCUGCUCAGCUCCGAAACAGGAUUUCCGACUUUGAGCGGUAUCAGAAACAGGGUUUCUGAGUGUUUGGAAAUCUGUACUUUUAGAGGAUUUUGUUUUUCUGCAUUGAUGAAGAUAUUGAAGACAUGUAUGCCUUGAUUUUCAACGAUCUCCGACUCGUUUUUGGGGCUGGUUUGGAGAAUCUGACUCCUGAUUGGUGGAUUUCUGCUUCGAAACCGUAGACGCGGUUAUAAGAAGAAGUGUAGAUUGUGAUUGGGACGGUGUUCGGUUCUGGCGAUGGAUCCGUUGUCCGAGAUCAGUGAGGAGCUUGCUAACAUUGAUGGACAGAUCAGCGACAUCCUUCGUGCGCUAUCAAAUGGAUUCCAGAAACUGGAGAAGAUUAAAGACUCAAACAGGCAGAGCCGGCAAUUGGAAGAACUUACGGGAAAGAUGCGGGAAUGUAAGAGGCUUAUCAAAGAGUUUGACCGAGAAGUUAAGGAAGAGGAAAGUAGAAAUACUCCAGACACCAACAAAAUGCUCAAUGAGAAAAAACAAUCAAUGAUUAAAGAAUUGAAUUCCUAUGUUGCUCUCAAAAAACAGUAUGCAAGCAGUCUUGACAAUAAGCGGGUUGAUCUCUUUGAUGGGCUUGAUGGCGGAGGGGGGUUUGUGGAAGAUAAUGUUCUACAAGCUUCAUCUAUGAACAAUCAACAGUUAAUUGAUAGUGGAAACCGAAUGAUGGAUGAGACAGAUCAAACUAUCGAGCGGUCGAAAAAGGUUGUUCACGAGACCAUCAACGUUGGAGCCGAUACAACAGCUGCUCUCAAAGCUCAGACUGAACAAAUGAGUAGGAUUGUUAAUGAGCUGGACUCCAUCCAUUUCUCAAUCAAGAAGGCCUCUCAACUGGUUAAGGAAAUUGGUAGACAGGUUGCAACUGACCGAUGUAUUAUGGCUUUGCUCUUCCUAAUUGUUCUUGGAGUGGUAGCAAUCAUGAUUGUGAAGAUUGUAAAGCCAAAUAACAAGGACAUUCGGAAUAUCCCUGGAUUCGCCCCGCCAGCGCUUAACCGGAAGCUUCUCUGGGAUCUGAACUAGAGGUGAAAACAAGAGCUGAAUUUUUCACACUGAGGAGAAUUGCCAAUAUCAGGUCUUCUUGGUCAAGCUGCCGGGCUUCAUUUGCUGGAUGUUCAAAGCAUCUCAUGACCACCGAGGCGAUUUGGAUUCCACAACAUGCCGACAGUAGUAGCGGUAUUCCUGUGAUUAUUCCGUGGCUACUUUUUCUACCUUAUAUUUUCUUUUCUUUUUUUAAAUUCAAUAGCCCUUACAUAUGUAUGAUCAGGUCAAAUUUUCCCUAAUGUCAUGAAAUUCUCUUCUCGUGGUUCAAUUUAUAGAAAUCUAGACACUGAUUUUCAA
Messenger RNA from Magnolia sinica, 1593 nucleotides. Its product is annotated as novel plant SNARE 11-like. Gene Ontology annotation, molecular function: SNAP receptor activity; SNARE binding. NCBI's taxonomy places the organism in Eukaryota, Viridiplantae, Streptophyta, Magnoliopsida, Magnoliales, Magnoliaceae. The transcript is spliced from 10 exons. Gene Ontology annotation, cellular component: Golgi apparatus; endoplasmic reticulum membrane; late endosome membrane. The coding region runs from base 484 to 1275 and encodes 263 amino acids. The record is from RefSeq and is a predicted model, not a curated record. Gene Ontology annotation, biological process: vesicle fusion; retrograde vesicle-mediated transport, Golgi to endoplasmic reticulum.